AUGACUGUCGAGACCAAGAAAAUCCUCCUCACUGGGGCGACCGGCUUCAUCGGUGGCAGCAUCUUAACCCACCUUCUCGAAUCACCAGAGCCGUCCCUCAAAGAUGCACAGAUCACCUGCCUGCUCCGCGGUGCUGAUCGAGCGGAGAAGCUCUCAUUGGCGUAUGGAGAUCGAGUCAAGCCAGUUGUGUAUGAAGGCCUCGACGACCUCGAGACCACCACCGCUGCUGCUGCCGAGCACGACAUCGUCAUCAACACCACAGCCGGCCACCACACUCGGGCUGGAGUCGCGCUGGUCGAAGGUCUGGCUAAGCGGAAGGCGUUGACGGGUCGCAAUGUCUGGAUACUGCACACGUCGGGCACCUCGAACAUUGGCGACAGGCCUAUCACGAAGCCCAAUGUUCCGGUCCGUGUCUUCGACGACCUCGUCGACGAUACCUACAGCUACGAGAAGGCUCUGGAGGCAGAGCAUGCCUAUCCUCAGCGCACGGGAGAACUCAGCGUUGUCGAUACAGGUCUGGCGCGAGGCGUCAAGACACUCGUCAUCAUGAGCCCCAUCAUCUACGGCAAAGGGAGAGGCAUCUUCAACCAAACGAGCAUCCAGACCUUCACCCACCGUACCGCCCUGAAGAGAAGACAGGUGGCUGUCGUCGAGGCGGGCAACAACAUCUACGGCCACGUCCACAUAGCCGACCUCGCAGAUCUCUACAAACUCGCCCUGCUCGACAUUCUCGACAGCCAGGGCCAGAAUCUCCCAACGGGCCCAAGGGGCAUCAUCUUCAGCGCGCACGGCGAGCACACCAUGAUCCGGCAGGCCGAGCUGAUCGCUGCUGCCGGCCAUGAGCUCGGCGUGUUCCCAGACAAGCAAAUCAAGCAUCUUGGGCUGGAAGAGGCGGCGUGGGCCGUCCUCCCUCACAUGAAAGCCUUCACGGAAGAACAAAUCAAGCUUGCGGGCCCUCAGAUCAUCGAAGCGAUCCUGGCGGCCAAUGCCAGAUCGAUUCCGAGCGUUGCUCGCCGGCUGGGAUGGAAGCCGUCCAGGGGCGAAGACGCCUGGGAGCAGUCCGUCAAGGAUGAUGUGAGGAGUGAGGCGGCUGCCUUGAGUCUCCUGUGA
Molecule: messenger RNA, 1110 nt
Organism: Verticillium alfalfae VaMs.102
Lineage: Eukaryota; Fungi; Ascomycota; Sordariomycetes; Glomerellales; Plectosphaerellaceae
Product: NAD dependent epimerase/dehydratase family protein
Exons: 1
Coding region: 1-1110 (369 amino acids)
Source: RefSeq, a predicted model, not a curated record